AUGGAUGCGACACGCACGGCUUCCCAGCCCUUGUCCGAGGUGCUCCCGCCGCUGAUCUUGGGCACUGCCACGUUUAACCACCAAUACCACCCCGAUCCGACGCAUAUGCCCUAUGUCGACAUUGUCCGGCGCGCCCUCGACCACAAAAUUGCUGCUUUCGAUACAUCGCCAUACUACGGCCCCUCUGAGAUUCUCCUUGGUGAUGCGCUGCGCCGUAUAGAGCCGGCGCCAGCACGCGACUCAUACUUUCUCAUCACAAAGGCUGGUCGCAUUGCUGGUGACGAGUUUGACUACUCCCCCGCCUGGAUCCGAUACAGUGUAUUUCGAAGCCUCGAACGACUCGGCACAGACCGCCUUGAUAUGGUGUACAUGCACGAUGUGGAAUUCGUGUCUCCGGCCGAAGUGCUCGGCGCGGUCAAGGAGCUGAGGCGUCUUCGCGACGAGGGCGUCAUUCGUUAUGCUGGUAUCAGCGGAUACCCUGUCAUGACGCUCGUCUCGCUCGCAGAAAUGAUUUUGCGGGAAACAUCGGAGCCCAUUGACGCCAUCCUUUCAUACGGACACUUUUGUCUGCAGAACACUCAGCUCGGCCGGACGGAGAUCCUUGAGCGAUUUGCCUCAGCGGGCGUUGGCUGCAUCCUCAAUGCCAGUAUGCUUAGCAUGGGAUUGUUGACCUCGAAUGGCGUCGAUAGUCUCCCGAUGGGUGCCUGGCACCCAGCGCCGCCAGAGCUGCGCAAAGCGUGCCACGACCUUGCUGCCGUGGCCAAGUCAGAGAACAGGCACUUGGAAGAGGUUGCCAUUCGAUGGGCUUUGCGCAACUGGAUCUACCAGGGGUCUGGCUUCGGAACAAAAGCUUACAAAAGCGAUAAAAACGACAAGUUGCCUGUGCGUAUUGGAGCAAGCGUCAUGGGUGUUUCGUCUAUCGACCAGCUGGAAGAGACGUGGCAACUCUGGCAGAGUGUCACCAAUGAACAAGGCGAAGAUGGCACAAACUCCCUGGUAGAACAGCGGAUGUGGCCAAGCCUAGGAAAAUGGAAAGACUACGCAUGGGAAAGCGGCGGGACGUCUUUUACAAACUCUCGCAAGGUCAUGGGAGUUGUGCCAGAUGAUGACGUCGCGAAACGAUGCGGGCUCGCUGCGAGCCCGGCUAUUGACGGUUCGAAGUCGUAA
Molecule: messenger RNA, 1167 nt
Organism: Cordyceps militaris CM01
Lineage: Eukaryota; Fungi; Ascomycota; Sordariomycetes; Hypocreales; Cordycipitaceae
Product: L-galactose dehydrogenase (L-GalDH), putative
Exons: 1
Coding region: 1-1167 (388 amino acids)
Biological process (GO): dehydro-D-arabinono-1,4-lactone biosynthetic process
Cellular component (GO): cytosol
Molecular function (GO): D-arabinose 1-dehydrogenase [NAD(P)+] activity
Source: RefSeq, a predicted model, not a curated record